Vicia faba (fava bean) is the source of this 771-nucleotide messenger RNA. Lineage: Eukaryota; Viridiplantae; Streptophyta; Magnoliopsida; Fabales; Fabaceae. The record is from the annotation of a GenBank genome assembly.
AUGGCCAUGCAUCGUGAAACUUGGGCUUUUGUCUUUGGCCUUCUAGGCAACAUCAUUUCCUUUGCAGUGUUUCUUUCACCAGUACCAACUUUUUACAUAAUCUUCAAGAAGAAAUCUGCUGAAGGAUUUCAGUCACUUCCUUAUGUUGUUGCACUUUUCAGUGCAAUGCUUUGGAUAUACUAUGCAUUUGUCAAAAGAGAAGCUGCUCUUCUUCUCAUCACCAUUAACACUUUUGGAAUUAUUGUUGAAUCAGCUUAUCUCAUAAUUUUCCUGAUUUAUGCCUCAAAGAAAUCUAGGCUUUCUACCAUAAAACUACUUCUCUUGCUGAAUGUGUUUGGAUUUGGAGCCAUGCUUCUAUCAACUCUUUACCUUGCCAAGGGAGCGAAACGUCUCGCUAUUAUCGGCUGGAUUUGUCUUGUGUUCAACAUCAGUGUCUUCGCUGCACCUCUCUUCGUCAUCAGCAAAGUCAUAAGGACGAGGAGCGUCGAAUACAUGCCAUUUUUCUUGUCCUUCUUUUUAACCAUCAAUGCUGUUAUGUGGUUCUUCUAUGGCCUUCUCCUCAAGGACUACUAUGUUGCUCUACCAAAUACACUUGGAUUUGUGUUUGGAAUAAUUCAGAUGGUGAUAUAUUUGAUAUAUAGAAAUGCAACACCAGUGCUACAGGCACCAUUGAAGGGUCAAGAACUGAGUGGUGGCCAUAUCAUUGAUGUUGUGAAGACUGGAUCUGAACACAAUCCUGGAGGUGGAGGAGGUGCUGUUAGCAAAUUCUGA